Molecule: messenger RNA, 974 nt
Organism: Drosophila grimshawi
Lineage: Eukaryota; Metazoa; Arthropoda; Insecta; Diptera; Drosophilidae
Gene: asrij
Product: OCIA domain-containing protein 1
Exons: 3
Coding region: 92-871 (259 amino acids)
Cellular component (GO): endosome
Source: RefSeq, a predicted model, not a curated record
GAUGUAUCGAUAAGCCGUCAACAAUUGUAGAGGCCGGCGAUAGCCGCCUGAUGGAAUUUCCUGAAUUCUUGCAUUAAUUACAAUAUUUAUAAUGGAUUUAACACUGAACGAUGAAAGCAAACCGCCACCGUCUAAUCAGCAUCCACUGGCGGACUACAAUUUCAGUGCGGAUGAGUUGAAGGCGUUACGUGAAUGCAAUCAGGAAUCAUUUGUGCAGCGUUCGCUGCCCUUCGGCACCGGCCUGGGUCUGUUGGCCUAUUUUGGCGUGAAGAACGGUUACCUGCGGGGCAAUGGCAAGUACGGAGCAGUGCCCAAGGUUGUGCUGGGCGUGAUAAUGGGCUAUUUUGUCGGCAAGUUUAGUUACCAACAGAAAUGCGCUGAGAAAAUAAUGCGAUUGCCCAACUCCCACCUGGGUGAACUGCUCAGACAACGUCGGCAGGGCGGUGGCAUCAUGAGCAGCAUGACUCCAGAUGAGAAUCUGGGACGUGCAUUCACCUUAGCCCCAUUCACGCCCAGCUCUGCGGAUGUCUACACCGACGAUGGAUUCAAGCCGUCGCGAAACACGGCUCUCAAUCUGGACACGGAUUCGCGACCAACGCUAUCGGGUCUGGAUGAUAUCUACAGGCCCAACUUGGACACUGAUAGCACAAUGGAGGACACGGAAUUGCCACUGCAGCCAGCCAAGCCAGGCGAGUCGUACGAAGAUCUGCGCAAGAAGAAUCGCGAGGAAUACUUGAAGCAUCAGCAAAGCCCAUACUCAAGGCCAUAUGAGGCGCCCGUGCAACAACAACAACCGCAGCGUCCUUUGGCGCCAGCACACGAACAACUAGCUGGCAAGAAGAACAAAUACGGUGAUUCUUGGACAGAUUAAAAGCCGAGUCUUCUUGUGAAUGCAAUAUAAAAUGUUUAUUUGCUUUGUUUGACAUAAAGCAUACAUAAAAAGGUGUUAAAAUAUAUAAUAUGAUUAUUUAGAA